Paramecium sonneborni is the source of this 1354-nucleotide messenger RNA. Lineage: Eukaryota; Ciliophora; Oligohymenophorea; Peniculida; Parameciidae. The record is from the annotation of a GenBank genome assembly.
AACAUUAAAAUUAUUAAUUAAAAUUCAAAUGAAAAGAGACGAUCAGAUUUAUAUCUCAUCUAUUUAAUUAUGGAAUGGAAUCGAUACUCCUAUUCAUUAGAGUACUAAUCUAUUUAGCUAAAAAUUUAAGGAGAGUUAAGAAUUCAAUUCUAAUACACUCCAAUGUAUAUGUUCACAUCAUCCUUAAAAAAAAGUAAACUUAUUAUUUCUAUUCUUAGGCUAAAUAUAUAUUACUAAAUAAUUCAGGUCCCAAUCAAAAAUUAUGUACUAAAUGUGCUGUUCAAUUUGCUUAAUAAGGACAUAAAAUUGAAAAUAUUCAAGAAGGUAAUUACCAUUUUUACUCUUAGAUAAUGUUAAAAAAAAAUAAACUGAUUCCUUUAUUGAAUAAUUAUUAUCAACAAAGAGUGAAAUUGAUAAUGUUCAUUCCAAUCUAUUAUCAACAGAAGCCAACCUUAAAAAAUUUUAUAAUGAUCAAUAUACUUAAGUUGUAAAGACUUUUGGAAAUAUUGAAAAACAAUUACAGAUGGUAAUUACUACAAUAUAUUCUUCAAAGUGCAAAUCCCAAUUACUUUGUGCCUUAUCAUAAUCUCUCUGGUCUGGAGUUCAGAUUACUAAUCAAUUAAAAGUAUAAUCCAAAUAAAUUGAACACCAAUUAGCUACAUAUAUUAGUGAUAUCAAAAAUCACUAUGAUAAAAUUGUACAAAUGGGUACUCUACCAUUCAAUUAAAUUAUGGGAGGUUACAGUAGUAAAUUAUUCAAAUUACAAUAAUUCCUUAAGGAUAUUCAAGAUAAUAAAGUUGCCUAUCUUUAUUAUGAAGGUAAAAUAAGUUCUCUUGAUUCCUUUUUAAAAGAAAUCAGCAAAUUAACUGAAAAAGAGUAUCAAAAUAAAAAAAGAAAUCAUGAAAGUACCAGAUCAAGUUCUGAAUAAAAAACCUCUAAAAGUGCUGAAAAAGAAAAAAGACAUCAAAGUCAACCUAAUAGCAAGGAAGUAAAAAGUUUUGAUAAUUCAGAAAAAAAGACUGCUCAAACCUUUAAAAUCACUGAAGAAUCUAUUGAAGAAUGGAUGGAAAAUUCUAAUUCUAAAUAAAGACGCACUGAACCUGCUGAAUAAUUAUAAAGUCCUAAUAUAUUAGCAACUAAAUUUUUUAAAAAAUAACUUCCUCCAAGUCGAGCUUCAAUGAAACAAGAAACUAAUUAAGCUAUGCUUGAUAAAUUAAUUUCAGAAUUUUCUUAAAUUAAACAAGAAAGAGCUUUGAAAAAGUAAUCUAAAACACCUGAAUUAGGUAAAUCAGUUAAGGAGGCUUUCCCUAACAAAUUAUCACCAAAAUUUCUUUACAAAAAUUAUUAUAAAUGA